GGCAACAUUGUGCGUGACUCACAGCUGAAUGAGCUGCUUUAUGUUCGUGUGAUAGCUUGUGUUAUUGUUUUGUAAUCUCAAAAUUUGUAUUCCCCAGAGGGGUCCAAUGUGAUUUGCUGUGUUUAGCUACUGAAUAAAAGCCAAAUAAUCCGGUUGUUACAUCACCCCAGUACGUCAUAACACCGUAAUUGGAAGACAGUCGAAAUGACAUCGGCGAUGGAAAAGCACCUGUUUAACCUGAAAUUCGCUGCGAAGGAACUAGAACGCAAUGCUAAAAAAUGCGAGAAAGAAGAAAAGGUAGAGAAAACAAAGCUGAAAAAGGCCAUCCAGAAAAAUAACCUGGAAGGAGCUCGAAUUCACGCAGAAAAUUCAAUUCGACAAAAGAACCAGGCGUUGAAUUAUCUGCGCAUGGCCUCUCGAAUUGACGCGGUUGCAAGUCGAGUGCAGACAGCAGUCACCACGAAGAAGGUGACCACAUCAAUGGCAGGAGUGGUGAAAGCUAUGGAUGCGGCUAUGAAGAGUAUGAACCUGGAAAAGAUCUCGGGUCUCAUGGACAAAUUUGAGAAGCAGUUUGAGGACCUUGACGUUCAGUCGACAUGUAUGGAGAACAGUAUGAGCUCGACGACGACUGUUACCGCACCUCAGCACCAGAUUGAGGGACUUAUGCAGCAAGUAGCAGAUGAAGCUGGGCUGGAGCUAAACAUGGAGCUUCCUCAAGGAGUAAACAGCACAAUUGGACAGUCUACAGCAGCUUCUGUAGAACAGGAUGAACUCACACAACGUUUGGCAAAGCUGAGGCAGAUGUGAGACAUUGGGUGAUUCACGAAACGUAUUUCUACGACAUGAAAGGACCUCACUGUGCAUCAGCUCUAGUUUUUGUACAUAAAAUGUGCUUAUAAUCGAGCGCUAUUGCUUACUUAAUUUGUAUUAUAACUAAGCUUUCCUGUAUAAAGUAACUAUGCAGUCACAAUUCUUACGCUCCAUAUUUUUGUGUUAUAGAUUGCUCUUUACUGUUUCUAAGUUGUCAGCUGAAAAAUAAAGGUUGAAUGUUGGCAUAAACAAGCA
Molecule: messenger RNA, 1065 nt
Organism: Ornithodoros turicata
Lineage: Eukaryota; Metazoa; Arthropoda; Arachnida; Ixodida; Argasidae
Gene: Chmp1
Product: charged multivesicular body protein 1b-like
Exons: 6
Coding region: 205-807 (200 amino acids)
Biological process (GO): endosome transport via multivesicular body sorting pathway; protein transport; late endosome to vacuole transport
Cellular component (GO): ESCRT III complex; multivesicular body
Source: RefSeq, a predicted model, not a curated record